AUGUCCGCCACAAAGUCCAAGUCCAAGUCCAAGCCUGCUCCCCCUUCAACUCAGGAGAUCCAGCAAAAUUAUAACCGAUUGCAGAAUGAACUCCAGACGCUGGCUGGCAAGAUCGGUGAGCUAGAGCAAGAAGCAGAGGAGCAUGCGCUCGUACUGUCGACAUUAGAUGAGGCACUCGCAGAGGGGCCCGAUCGCAAGUGCUUCCGGUUGGUAGGCGGAGUGUUGGUGGAGAGGACUGUUCAAGAUGUUGUGCCUGCGCUACAAACAAACAAGGAUGGGAUUCUGAAAGUGGUCUCCAGUCUCGCCGAACAGUAUAAAAGCAAGGAAGAGGAACUCGAAUCGUUCAAGCGCGAGUACAACAUCCGGCCUGCAUCUGCGGCGUGA
Molecule: messenger RNA, 384 nt
Organism: Rhodofomes roseus
Lineage: Eukaryota; Fungi; Basidiomycota; Agaricomycetes; Polyporales; Fomitopsidaceae
Product: Prefoldin beta-like protein
Exons: 4
Coding region: 1-384 (127 amino acids)
Biological process (GO): protein folding
Cellular component (GO): prefoldin complex; cytoplasm
Molecular function (GO): protein folding chaperone
Source: RefSeq, a predicted model, not a curated record